Anopheles funestus (African malaria mosquito) is the source of this 3380-nucleotide messenger RNA. It is a transcript of the gene Sas-4, whose product is annotated as centromere protein J. The record is from RefSeq and is a predicted model, not a curated record. Gene Ontology annotation, biological process: centriole elongation; cilium assembly. The transcript is spliced from 2 exons. NCBI's taxonomy places the organism in Eukaryota, Metazoa, Arthropoda, Insecta, Diptera, Culicidae. Bases 212 to 3370 code for a protein of 1052 amino acids. Gene Ontology annotation, cellular component: centrosome; centriole; nucleus. Gene Ontology annotation, molecular function: tubulin binding.
GCGUUUUAAUUUCAAAACAUGAUGUUUACCUUGCAACAGUUUGGCGCACUCCCAUGGCAACUGACGUAUUGUAGUUUGGAUUUGCGGAAAGUACAACGGCAUUCGGUUACAGUUUUCUGUGCAAUAUAGAUAAAGUUUUAUUAUGUGUGAUAGUUUUAUGUGUCCCCAGUGACUGUAUUCAUAGUGUGUAUCGCGCAAUUUUAUAUUUGCAAUGGCGGAAUCACCACGCAGCAUUCUCGUGCGGCUGAAGCAGUUGAAACAUUGGCAGGAGGAGCAACAGCGCGUCCUGCUAGAGAAGCAUCUCGCCCAACAACAGCUACUGGAACGCGAGCAACAAAAAAUGUAUAAAGUAUUGGGAUUACGGCGGCAGACGAACGUUGAUGGCAGUGAGCAAUCAUACGAAGAUAGUGCCAGCGAACCCGAAUACGAAGAGACCAAUUUGCAGACUCAACUCGCUGCGGAACGUGUGCAGCAAAGCACCAGUAAAAAUGAUUCCACCAUGUUUGACUCUGACGCCGAGCAGCCAACGGCCGAGCAGGAGCAAGCCUUGCAAAGGACGAAAAAUGUCCCCAAGAAGCGUUUUUUGAAGCGUGGUGAAGGAUUACGUUCUAGGUUUAAAGUAGAUCCUGAUAAAUUUAAGCUAGAAAAUUUACCUAAAUACAAAUUUGCUAAUCAUAACAGAGAGCGAAACAGUCGCAAAAAGGGGACCAAACAGGAACAGGUGGAACAAGGUGGAAGCUUGGAGGUUCCGAAGGCAUCGCGUGUUUCAAACAAUAAACCAGAAAAGGUGAACCCGAAGCAAACACUUAACGAAAGGAAAGGACGCCCUAAAAGUGACCAAGGUAUUGUGUUAGAUGUAAAUCGUGUGCAGGAGAAAAAGCUUGAUACUAGACGGCGCAUCGGUGGAUCGUUUCCGUUGCUCAGCGUGGAUGUAACUAAUGAUGUGCCGGAUAAGCCCGGCGACCAGGUGUUGGGUAAUAUUGCUAAAAGUUUAAAAAUUACAGACGUUGAAAAUAUGGUGCAAAAACCACCCGUUAUGCCGGAUGUCCCAUGGAAACAAAGACUUGACCCACCCGCGGUUCCUACGAGGAUAUCGAAAGAGCAACGUGAUUUAAACUUUUUUGAGCAGCUCGAAAAGAAGGUGAUUGGUAAGAGUUUCAAUUCUAAUGCGAGUAGCAUUUUGCGAUUUAUAGCGGGCAACGAAUCAACUGUAAACGAUGAUACACUGACAAAUGACGCUACUAUUGCAAGUGAACGGUUAGAAACGGAUCCUUUAAUACGACAGGAGGAGAUAGCUUUGAAGGACAGACUUUUAGCACCACCGCCAUCCAGAGCCGUUUUGAAUGAUCAUGAUUUGGCCGGCAGUAGCGAGGAUGACAGCGACGAGGAGCAAGGACACGUGCGCUUUAUUGAUGACGAACAAUCUUCCGAGUCUAGUGGAGAAGAUGAGUCAGAUGUAACAAACCAUGAGACUUACCACCACAUGCAGGGUAUAGCGUCUAACAAAAUGUCCACACCGAAUGAUAAAAUUAUCGUACGUCCUCAAUCGCUCGAAGCAACAGGUCAAACCAGCGAGGGAAGUGACGAAGAAGAGUCGAAAGAAUGCGCUGACGAAGAUGGCACAGUAGACAGUGCCAACGGACAGUCGGAGACUGAAGACACACCGGUGGCCUUUCCCAUCGGCGAUGAGACACUUCGCAGUGAGAUACUUGCGAAAAGUGAACUGCUCAAGGAAAGGCUGAUGGAGCUGGAGCGUGAAAUAGAUAAUUACCGGCGUGAAAAUGCGGAACUGAUACAGGCAAAACAGGAACAUGAACUUGAGCGGUUGAAACUGCAACAAGAUAGGGAAGAGAUGGAGGAACACAUGAAUGACGAACGCAUCAAAAUGGAGGUUUAUUUCCACGACGAGCGGAUGAAAAUCGAAACGGAACGCAAGCAGGCACUUCGAGAAGCGCAGAAACCGAACAAAAAGGACAAAGAAGAAAUCCUUCGUCUGAACGAGGAGCUGGCUGAGGUGCGCAAACAGCACAAAGAGCGGGAAGCUAAGCAUAGUGCGUCCUUGGCUCGGUUUAGGUCGCAGUUAAAAACAGCUGAAAAGGAGGUUCAGGAGAUACGGCUUGAGCUUGAGGUAACGAAGAAAGAUAACCGACGGUUAGAGACAGAAAACACACGAUUGAAACGCCAAAAUAAUAGCCGCAUGCUGGUGGAAAUUAAUCGCAACAUUGCAAAACUUGCAACCGGAAGUACUGAGACUGUUGAACAAAGCAAAAAGGGCACUCAAAGUACAAACCGACAAAAACCGCACCAGAUUAUGCAGCCGAAGGAACGAAAGGUGCCAGCACAGGUGACGAGGGUGAAAGUUACGAAUCAUCAGCUGGUGGUGCGCGGAAAAACAACAUCCUCGCGGCCGAAAUCCUUACCGAUUCAUGUAGAUAAUUUUACCUCAGAAACAGACGAGAAUGAGGAAAAUGGUUUUCAUCGUAAUAAUGGUUCCUCCGAUGAAGAGCUCAGUUCCCCCAUAAAUGGAAAUAAGGAUAGUGAAGAGGAUAAUGAUGAAGAUGACGAUGAAGACGACGACGAGGAUGAUGGUCUUGGCGAAAAUUCUAGCUCCGCACAGGAAGGACCGUCAUCGUACUUCCCGAAAAAUCCUGCCGUUCGCAAAACACUCUUCAACGCGGUAAACGUUGACGAAGAUAAGAAAGCGCCACCACGGCAAGGAUUGGUGCGCAAAGAGAAUCCGGCAACGAAAUGUGAUCUACUCGAUCGCACGCCAGAAGCGGCAGAGUUAAUUAAGAGCAUGAAGCGAGAAAUAGUGAAUGCGGAUGGCAGUCGCGACAUUUGGUAUCCGAAUGGGAACCUGAAGAAAAUAUCACCCGAUGGAAUGAUCAUACGGAUGCUGUACUUUAACAAAGAUAUUAAGGAAACAAAUAUGACCGAGGGCACAACUAAGUACUACUACUUCGAGACCAAUACCUGGCACACGACCUAUCUGGAUGGGUUGGAAAUAUUGGAAUUUCCUGAUGGCCAAACGGAACACCGUUUCAAAGAUGGAUCGACAGAGGUGCACUUUCCGAAUGGGUCGAUACGCACCACCAAUCCGAACAGUGCCGACAUAGCCGAAGAGUGGAAGUAUCCGGAUGGCACUACGGUGAUUAUUAGAAAGAACGACGACAAGGAGAUCAAUUUGCCUAAUGGACAGCUUGAGAUACACACUAAGGCGCACAAGCGACGCAUUUAUCCAGACGGGACGGUCAAGUUCGUUUAUCCCGAUGGCAGCCAAGAAUCACGAUACUCGAACGGUCGGGUUCGGUUGAAGGAUAAAGAGGGCCGUCUUUUAUCGGACACCGGUGGUGGAGCAGGAGCAACAUGAUGAUACAGUG